AUGGAUUUGACGUGGUUGAGCUCCCUAAUCGUUGGAGCUGCACUCAGAUUCUGCAUUGGCACUCGUCCUUCCAAACCUCCUCCUGUUGAUACUAGCAACAAACUGGUUUCAAAGGAUUCUCUGGACAUCGAGAAACUCGCUAAUAUUCUAAAUGAUUUCAAAAUGGUGUUGGUAGUAAGGAAUGAUCUUAAAAUGGGUAAAGGAAAGAUUGCAGCACAAUGCAGUCAUGCAACAUUGGGUUUAUACAAGAAGCUGGUUCGUCGAGCACCUAAAGCAUUGAACUGCUGGGAGGAAUGUUCACAGCCUAAAGUUGUUGUGAAAAUUGAGAGUGAGGACGAGAUGCUAGAGUUGCAAGGAAGAGCUAAAUCCCUUAAGCUGCCUACACAUAUUACCAUCGAUGCUGGACGAACACAGAUCGCACCAAAUUCAAGGACAGUUAUGGCUAUUCUUGGUCCAGUCCAAGUUGUUGAUGAAGUAACAGGUGGACUAAAGCUUUUGUAG
Messenger RNA from Eruca vesicaria subsp. sativa (arugula), 501 nucleotides. Lineage: Eukaryota; Viridiplantae; Streptophyta; Magnoliopsida; Brassicales; Brassicaceae. The record is from the annotation of a GenBank genome assembly.